AUGAUUGCGUCUUCAUGGCAGGAAUGUUUUAGGCUGCCUAAGUACUCUUUCCUACCUACCUCUCGACAGGCAGUCACGCAUCCUCAGCAAGAGCAAUGCGAGGACUACGCACCUGCGCAGCUGUCCAUUGCAGGCGAAGGCCUUCUGGGUCUGCUUCAAGCUCAAGCCGCCGAUGCAAAGGAUCCUCUGACCUCACCAGAAGAAAUUGGCAGAUGCAUCAGGGCUGUAAGCCAGCGGCGUGUAGAGGCUUGGGUUUCAUCAGACGCUGACAGAUGUGCGAGCGCCAUGCUAGGAGUUGCGGACGAUGCUUCCGACGAGGACUCCCCAAAGCUUGCAAGACGCGGCUUAUCGGUAUACAAGUCAGGUAUUUAUGACCAUAGGUCGCUUAUAUCAUCAUUUAUCCGAAGCGGCAAGGUCCUUCCCGGGGCAUUCGAAAUUGGCGAUUUGAACGAGGGCUCGCGCAGUGCGGCGGUUGUAGCGGCAAUGGUGUUGGUGGUGAUGGUGGUGCCAACGCACAUAUCGACGGGAACAACGAUCCACACAAGGCCGCGGGAAGCUCAGCUGCUUGUCGUACUGCGGGGGGAGGUGGCACUGAUGGCGGCGACAACAAGACGGGAGCUGACGGCAGGGAUGACGCUGCCGUACGGCCACCGUCACGACAAGGGGUCGUACCCUCCACGAGUACGACAACGCUAUGCGGUCCGGUAUCUUUUCCACCGGGCGACUCGUCAUCCAGAUCACUCAUUGUCGUACGGACAUACCGUGAUGCUGAUGCUGACGUCGGCACUGGCGUCGGCGAUGUUGAUGAUGGCGGUGGCGGUGUUCCCCCGGGAGGCUUCCCACCUCAGAACGGCGGCGAUUGUGAAAGGCCGCGAACUGCGGCGCCGCCGGCCCCACAAGCCGCCGCCGCCGCCGCUGCAGCGGCAAAAGCCUCGGUGGCAACAGGAGCAGCAGGGUCCGCGAGAUGCACACGGGUACGAUCAUCGUACUACGAUGGAGAUCGAUAGGCGGGAGGUCACCUACCCACAUCACCAUCAUAUCACCGUUAUGUGUGUGACUUUGACAAGACCUAGAAUAAGGACCAUUCAGGCCUGCAUCUGCGGCUUGAGCCCUUUACCGUACAACUUGUACGGCGGCCAAAAUGUGCUUUUACGGCUCAUUCGCGAUGGUAGCGGGGUAUGGGACAACGUUGCGGAGGCGACGGGGACGCCUUUGCCUUUGCGGCCGCUGACGGUAGCGGCCGCAGAAGAGGCGCUGGCGGCUUUGACUCCGCUGCAUGGCAAGGCCGCAGUGCGGUCAUACUUGGGCCGUACUGCAGCGCCCGCGGUGGCGGCGACGGCGUUAGUGACGGUGGUGGUCGUGGCGUUGACGGCGACGUGGACUGCAGUAUUCCUGGGAGACUGCGUGUUGCGUACGGCAACGUCGCCUCCGUCACCAUGGGGUUUGCCUGGUCAUCGCGGAGGCUCGCUCACGCGAGCACCCUGGAUCUGCCCGCCAGCUGACACAAGGCACAGGAUGGUGGCGUAUCGUCAGCUCACGAGGCACGGAGCUCGCCCGGCGGUGCAUUCCCGCGGGCGCAGGCAACUUAUCCACACCGCCGUACAGGAGCCGUAUGUCGUAUUAUUCCGCGGCGGCAGGCGGGCGCAGUGUACCCCAACUGACAUUACCGGCGGCGGCGGCGGCGGCGGCUUCGGCUGCAGCGGCAGCUUUCCGCCCAAGCCCAAGCCGUUGCUGCUGCUGCUGCUGCUGCGGCGGCGGCAGCGGCGAAGUGGGUUCGAAUCGUAA
Messenger RNA from Volvox carteri f. nagariensis, 1785 nucleotides. RefSeq lists its product as uncharacterized. The record is from RefSeq and is a predicted model, not a curated record. NCBI's taxonomy places the organism in Eukaryota, Viridiplantae, Chlorophyta, Chlorophyceae, Chlamydomonadales, Volvocaceae. The coding region runs from base 1 to 1785 and encodes 594 amino acids. The transcript has 9 exons.